AAAUGGCGUUUGUUUACAUUUGUGGUUUGACGAUAAAGAAGGAUUGAAUAACUUUUAAGCUAGCUUUUUUUUAAAUCGUAGAAGUUACAGCGUAAUUAUGGUGAAUACUUGUGUUGUAAGCGGAUGUAAGCAAGAAUCCUAUCCAGGUUGUGGAAUAUGCUUUCAUAGGAUUCCAGUUAAUAAAGAGUAGAGGGCCUUGUGAGUUAAUGCCAUGAACCUUGACAGUAAUGUGACAAAAACUGCAUGUGUUUGUAGCUUAAAUUUUACUGAUGAUGAAUUUAACAGUAGCUAAGAAAAAGUUAAAGCCACAAGCAGUUCCUUCAGUAUUGCCUAAGAUGACGUCCUACACUUCAAUAACUUUGUGCGGAGAGAAUUUGGGACUCCGACAUCGUCAUCUCAACUCUCUGGUCACUGAAGCAAUCCAACAAGGAGUUCCAUUACAACAGAUUCAAGAUCUUCCAGAUCAAACUCCUGUAGAUAGACUCUUCAAGAUAGACCUAGCCUCGAAACUAAGAAAUGUUGACUACAUUCUGCAAAACAUCAAGGACGAAGACAUGUUGUACGUCAGCAGGGCGUUGAAAGCCAAGUGGCUCUUGGAACAACAACACCAGAGCAUCAUUCAUCCCAAGUAUUUGGAAGAAAACCUAUAUCCACACAUGGUCACUACAGCCGUGAGUAAAUUUAAGAACUGGCUGUAUCUACAUUUAAAAGAUCCGCAAAGAUGUGAAGAUUUUUAUAUAUAUUACUCAGAAAGCAAUUUCAACUACGCGAUAAAAUUUCUAGGCCGCUGCCACGUCGAGUUUAUAAUAUCAGAAGCGCCAAAUAUUUUAGAGAAACUCUCGCCUCACCACUUCAAAAUUUUAUGUGAGAAGUGUCCGCAAGUGGCGAAGAUAUAUUUCGAUAAUAUACUCGAUAACGAUGAACUAAAAAUAAAGUUUUUGGACAACCAUCAGGGAUUCUAUAACAGUUUGAAAGUGGUAUUAAAGUUGGACGCUGAUAUAUUUUUUGAAAUCACAGAAAAAUAUUUUGAUAAUAGAUAUAAUCGCUCUCUCACAAAACAUAUAAUGGCUCACCACAGGGAGAAGUUUGAGAAGAAGCCAGAGCUGUACGCGAGCAUGUUGUUAAACACGCGAGCUCUAGCGGAGUAUUUGAGCUCGGAAGAAUCGAAAGAGCUUGUUCUAAAGCUGGUCCGAGCCACCUAUCUCAACCGACAAAUAGACUACAAGUAUGUUGAACCUCUCAUUAUGAGGCUCCCCAUUAAAGAGAGAUCAGCUUUCAAGAAAUUUGUUUUUGUCGAAAAGGCAAUUGGUGAAUUGGUUGAAGCCUGGCCAUACGAUAAGCCGUGCUUGCCAAGCAGAAAGAGUUACUACUUUCACGUGUUUGAAGAUCGCAAACCUUCGAAAUACAAUACAUGUUAUACGGAGGUUGACUUCAGCUGUAUGCCAGAACAAAUAACGUGUGCAAGAUAUUGCACCAGGAUGGAUUGUUAUCAAAUACCACUUCGCACGUACCUCGAUAAACUCUUCGAUGAGUAUCGCUUCUUUAGUUUCGAACGUACAUUAUUCGAACUGCGUAAAAAAAUUAUAAAAGAAAGUUCGCCACAGAACCGGCAAUACAUUUUGCUGGUACUUGUUAGUAAGAGUGGAGGGCAGCCGGAGCUAGUUGCUCAACUCUUGCAGUUGUUAGAGCAGCACUGCAACGAGCCAACCAAUGUGAGAGCCACCGUGGUGAGGAGUCUGGUAAAGCGCGCCGCUGUGUGGCGUCUACCCCAACACUCCUGGGAAGCGCUGUUAGAGUUCGCGAGGGGGCUCGGACUAGACGGCAGCGAGUCGGAAGCGGACUGUCGCGAGGGUCUACACGCAAUUGUCAUAAGAAGCUUGCUGGAGACUGGCGCGUGUGAACCCGCAAUAAGAGAAGCUUUCUUAAAGGACUUUUCAAAUCUCGAUGAGUAUUCCACCAAUAUUGAAGAGCGUAAAAUAAUAAAACAAAAUUACCGGAUUUGUUAUUGGCAGCGGCUAAAGCAGAGUCGAGUCCAGAAAGGCAGGUAGAGCUACUGACGUCACUUCUGGACAUGCUUCAACAGUAUAAAGCAGACAUCGGAAGUUCUGCUCUGAUACCGGCUGUGGCAGUUUUAGCAAAGCGCGACUCAUCCGCUGCAGAGGGCCUUCUUCGACGUUUAUUCGAAGCCAAAAUCGCUCGCCGAACGUUGUUCCGAGAAUUCGUCCCUUUAAUACAAACGGAUGCUUCCUACUUAAAUGCUUUACGACAUGACACCUCAGUUCUUAAUGUAUCAACGUUCAUUGAUUUGGUUGAAAGAGAUGAAAUUCGUCCGGAACAGUUCUUACGCAAGAUGGCUAUAUAUUUUGCAGAAAGUUCCGGUAUGAUGGAUCGUUAUCUAACUGAAAUGAGACGCCUUGUUCUCAAUAAUAAAUCUAUCGGAAAAUCAAUAGCACGACCACUGUGUAUACUGCAGGGCGCGUGUUUCGGCUAUCUGGAGUCAUUGGAUCCUAAAAAUAAGUCUCUAACACGCUUCGCGGCCGCGAUCAGAGCUAACAUGCAUGCAGGAAGACCGAAACUAGACAUGAACAGUACGGCUUUGUCGGCCGCAGGCGCUAAAGCUGUUGCUAAUAAAGUUCUUGUGUGUCCAAUAGCAGAUAUUGAUAAGUACAUCCACGAUCUGUUGACGUGGAAGCGAACGGUCCGAGUGGCUCUGGUACUAGCGGAGAGAACAGGCAAAGAGGCAGAUGCGUUCAUCACAGCUGCCACUUUAAGGCCUACUGCUACUCUCAAGGCAGCUCUGAAGUAUUUCCCUAGUAGACCCGACUUCGAUCCUCGAGUGUGGGAUGUUUUCAAGCAAUUAAUUAUCAAUUUUGAUUUUUCUUCAGAAAAACAUGUUCAUUUCCGUAAGUCUUUAAUGAGAUUGGAUAAAAUACCACUAAAAAUUAAACCAGAAUAUUGUGAAUUGAUAUUCAAAGCUCUGAAAAAGAGGGCUGUCAGGAUGCAAUGAACAUCUUAAGUAACAUAGAGGCGCUACUUAGAGAUAUAAGAGGAGAUUUCAUUGAGAACUUACUGCUAGAUUAUUUACAAGAAUUUGAUCCCCAAACAUAUAAAAAGAAUAAGCGAGUUACAGACACGCAUCUAAGAAUGUUGGUAAAAUGCUUGCUGCUUUGUAAAUCUGCAGAAGUACAGAAAAGUCGUUUUGAGAUUCUUGGCACCCGUUUCCUGCAAUUCUUGACAGUACUUCGCGAUAAAUUAGGAAGCGAUUUUUUGAAUGUAUUUAAAGAAGUCCUUAUUCAUUUACAAUAUAACCAAGUAUUCUUGGAUGAUACUUAUGUUUCACCUUUACCUGUUAUGGAAAAUAUAUUGUCUUGGAUGCGACAUUCUUUACCGAUCGAAUUAAAUUUUGACUUAUACGUUCGUAUACAUUUAUCAAUAAUGUAUUUUAAGUCCAUAAGACAGGGCUUGAAAUCUCAGCCAGAUAUUUUUAACAAUGAAAAAAGAAAACUAAGUGAAGGUCCAUCAGUAGUCGGCUAUAUUUUCGGCCGAAAAGUCGCCCGGGAAAUAAAACAGCUGAAGGAAAGUUAUUUUGAGUCAGCCAUCGAUUUGUAUCAGGGAGGUAUUGAGGGUUACUUUAAUGACUACUUUCAGUGUGACGACACUAAGGUUCAAUUUAUAAAAGCAGUAAUAAAAGGCAUUAUGGACGGUAGUGUCGCCGAUGAAGCGAGGGUUGCGCUGUAUCUACUACAAAACGAAAGAUAUAAUCUUAAGCACGAGGAGAUUAAGGAGCUAUAUGGCAUAAUGAAGAAUAUUGAAGAUGAGAAAUUUCGAUACUUUUUAUUUGCUGAUUUGUCGGACAAUCCUGUAUAAAUUAUGUACAGUUGGAGAUGCCUAAGGACUUAAUAACUUACUAACAGAUUACAAAUAGUUGAAAUUCUACUUUUGGUGGUUUUCUGUGUUUUGAUUUACUAAAAUAAAUAAGAAUAGUUUAUCCUCACCCUAUUCUACAUACUAUCGAAGGCCAAAUAUAAUUACCUACCGUCAUUGGUGCACCACAUUUUUUACAAAGAUGAUUAUAGAGCUAAUUAUUAUAUUAAUCAAUAAUGUAUGUAGUAUGUUGUUUCAAUUCCUUUACGUAAAAUCUAAUGUAAUAAUAUUCAAAGUAUGUUAUGUUUUUUACACAUAUACUGAUACCUAUUCAGUGCAGAAAUAAAACGCUUUGGCGAAUACGUUCGCUAGAGCACUGAUUCCCAAUGUGGUCCAGUUGGAGCCCUAACUCCUAAGGGUCCACGUUAGCUUGGCUAAACAUUAGAGGUGCACAAUUCGUAAGCGGGGUUCACGAAAAUUUAUCUGGUUUGAUAAGAAAGUUCUAAAAUGUUACCUUGACUUCACCUCUCGGUACGGGGAUCCCAACAUACCGCCCCGCGUUGCCUGGGAAGUAUUUGCAAUGCACUUUGUCUGCAAAACCUAAAAAAAAACAUCCACAGAAACCAGCAAAAUCGGAAAAGGGAUCUAUGAGAAAAAAAAGUUUGGGGACCUCUGCGCCAGAGUUAUGAAAUAUUGUCUAUCCUUGAUCUCAGUUAAGCAUUUAAAGUUUUUCAUACUGAAAUAGCGGUAACAGUUAGAGUAACUUUACUGUCGAGUUUUGACGGCAAACUUCAGUUAAAUUUUAGUAAGGUAUUGAAACUAGCCGCUAUUAAUUAAUGCCAUUAACACAUAGGCUAUUUUCUGUGCGGACAAUUUGGUCCCAUGAGAAAUAAGUAAGGCAUUUUUUAAUCGAUGGCGCUGGUGUCGUACAAUCUUUUGACGAAUUUUGUAGCGAAAAUGUCUUUUCACGCAGCCGAAGCCACGAACAGUUGUGUGACAUUAUGUGACAAGAGGGCAAGGAUCUCAGAGCAAGGUUAUAAUUUCCAUGACAUCAAAUGUCAAUGUCAUGUCAAAAUCUAAAGUAUUAAGAACCAUGGAGUUAAUAUGUAUAAUCGUGCAUGUAAUAUUAAUAGAAACAAAAAAUGUAAUAAAUAUAUUCUAUCUCUUGCUAUAUAAGA
Molecule: messenger RNA, 5042 nt
Organism: Manduca sexta (tobacco hornworm)
Lineage: Eukaryota; Metazoa; Arthropoda; Insecta; Lepidoptera; Sphingidae
Exons: 3
Coding region: 270-2048 (592 amino acids)
Source: RefSeq, a predicted model, not a curated record